Molecule: messenger RNA, 519 nt
Organism: Fusarium vanettenii 77-13-4
Lineage: Eukaryota; Fungi; Ascomycota; Sordariomycetes; Hypocreales; Nectriaceae
Exons: 3
Coding region: 1-519 (172 amino acids)
Source: RefSeq, a predicted model, not a curated record
AUGGCAACACCUAGCAACACAACUGCUCCAUUGCUCAAUCACCCCGAGGAUGUGGCUCAGGAAAGGGCACGCAACUUCAUUGAUGGACUUGUCACGCGCUUCGAAGCCGCUCGUCAAUGCACGACCCCAGGGUGUACGUUCAACAAUAUCCGCGGUGCGGGAACUUGUGAAAACUGCGGCUCGGCUAUGAGCAAUUCGAUCGUGGGAUUUGAGCAAGCCCUCGUGUCAGCAGUGCUUCAUGAGAUGGCGGAGGAAGCUCCCUUCGUUCAUCCUAGCAAUUCUAGCUUGCACAAUGCGUGUGCAGCUGCCACUGGUCUGGCCCAGGACAGACGACGAGAUCCACUAGAUUUCUGGCGCCGCAACAGUCCCCAGGGUAUCAUCGAUGAAUACUUUCGGGCCUUAGCAGCCGUGAAAGCUGGUGAGAUGGGUUCGGGCAACUGGACGCUGGAGAUGAAUACUACUGGGAGAUUCAAGGCACAGAUUGGUAUCGCUAGCCUUGAGGAGUUGAGAGACACAUAG